Molecule: messenger RNA, 6038 nt
Organism: Cinara cedri
Lineage: Eukaryota; Metazoa; Arthropoda; Insecta; Hemiptera; Aphididae
Source: the annotation of a GenBank genome assembly
AUGAUGAGGGCGUGUCAGUUGUUCAAGUCAUUUCAAAUUAAACCAGUACUGAUUACUGGUUUUGAACACAGCGGAGGCUGUGCAACUUUGAAAACCCCCUUAAUUAGAAGGACUAUGGUAAGUGUUCUGAAAGUCUUCAUUUUUUUUAUGAACGUUUGCUGUAAAUAUUUUUAAAUAUUAUGGUUCUUAAUUUUGAUAACCAUGUUAAGGCGUUGAAAUGUGAUGUUGGUGUUCGAAAAGAAUCCGACACAUUUGGAGAACUAGAUGUACCCAGUGAUCGUUAUUAUGGCGCUCAAACAGUACGAUCAACAAUGAAUUUCCGUAUUGGUGGUGAAAAAGAACAAAUGCCAGUAAGUGUAGUAGAAUAUAAUAAGGUGUGAUGGGAAAACCACAUUAAUUUUGUGUGAAUUGGACAUGAACAAGUUCAAUUUUUAAGAUAUCAAUUUGAUAUCAAACUAACUUUUUAUUUUUCUAUGAAUAUGGUUCAUGGUUUGUUCAUUCACCAAUUAACUUUCAUAGGCCAUAGUUAUGUUUACCACUAAUAUUUUAUUUAUACAUUGGAGAAGAAAUUAAGUUAGAUGAAAUGGUUUUUUUAAAAUUACAAUUAUAAUUUAAAUUGCACUAUAUGGAUUUAAAUUCUUCUUCUUCCUCAGCCUAUCGGCCCAUUAAGUGCCAUCGCUGCCAUCACAACACCUCUCCAUUUCUCUCUAUCGUAUGCGUCAUCAAAAGAUGACUCUUCUACGUUUUUUAUAUCUUGAUCUAUAACGUCCAUCCAUCGGGUCCUUGAUCUUCCUAAUGGAUGUUUUUUAUUUAUUUUAUUAACUAACACUUCUUUUAUUACUUGUCAAUUCGCUCUCCAAACAUGGCCGAACCAUUCUAGUCGCUUGCUUUUUAUAUAUGAAGUAAUAUNUUUUUAAUUAUAAGUCUUCUUCUUCUUCUUCCUCAGCUUAUCGGCCCAUUAAGUGCCAUCGCUGCCAUCACAACACCUCUCCAUUUCUCUCUAUCGUAUGCGUCAUCAAAAGAUGACUCUUCUACGUUUUUUAUAUCUUGAGCUAUAACGUCCAUCCAUCGGGUCUUCCUAAUGGACGUUUUUUAUUUAUUUUGUUAACUAACACUUCUUUUAUUACUUGUCCAUUCGCUCUCCAAACAUGGCCGAACCAUUCUAGUCGCUUGCAUUUUAUAUAUGAAAUAAUAUUUAGCCUGUUAUAUAACUCCUGUAGUUCUUGAUUUUUCCUUCUUUUGUAAGUUUGUGAUUCUGCAUUAAAUUUUGGGCCGUAUAUCUUUCUCAGUACUUUUCUUUCGAAGGUCAUUAAUCGUUUGCUGUCUCCUUUGGUCAGUGACCAUGUUUCACUCGCGUAUGUGAUUAUUGGUCGUAAAUAGCUAUGAUACAGUAGUGUCUUUGAGUUAUGUGACAGUAGUUUUGAUUUAAGGAGUCUCCUUAUGCUAUAGUAGCAUCGGUUGCCGCAUGGUAUUCGAUCAUUGAUUUCUUCAUGCAUAUCAUUGUUGCUAUUUAUGUUAACACCUAGGUACUUAAAUACCUCCACUUUUUUGAAAAUAUAGUCAUCUACUGUUAUGUGGUCUAUGUUUGGGCUUCUUCUUGCUACCAUUAAGUAUUUCGUCUUUUCCUCAUUUACACGCAGCCCUAUGGUUUUACUUGCUUUCAAGAGUUUGGACGUAGUAUUUAUGACUUCAUCUCUAGUUUCUCCCAUUAUUACAAUGUCAUCUGCGUAUACCAAUAUUAUUCGUUUCCCACAUACUUCCAUUUUUCGACCGUCCCAUAAUUCUCUCAUUGCUUUUUCUAAUGCUAGAUUAAACAAGGUGGGUGAUAGAGCAUAACCUUGUCUAAGGCUCGAUUUUACCUCAAAGGUUUCAGACAUUUCUUGCAGGAAACGCACUCGCACACAGUUCUAUUGUUACAUCCUUUUAUAAGACUUACGUAUUUUUUAGGAAUGCCUAGUACUUCUAGUGCUUUCCAUAGUUUGUCUCUAUCAAUGCUAUCAUAAGCUUGCUUAUAGUCUAUGAAUAUAAGGUGCAGUUCUUUAUCAAAUUCAUAAAACUUAGCCAUUAUCUGUCUCAGAGUAAAAAUAUUGUCCAAUGUCGAUUUACCUUUUCUAAAGCCGCUUUGAUAUUCCCCAACUAUUUCGUUAACAUAUGGGUUAAUCCUUUCUAGUAUUAAUGACGUAUACACUUUGUAACACGUGUCCAAUAGAGAUAUACCUCUGUAGUUCUUUGUUUUGGUCGGGUCCCCCUUUUUUAAUAUAGGACAUAUUAUUGCAGUAGUCCAGUUCUCUGGAGAGGUUUCUGUAUCUCAUAUAAUUGAAAUCAACUCCAUAAUUUCUCUUCUUAUUUCAGCCCCACCUUUUUUCAGUAAUUUUUAUCUUCUGUUGGUGCGUAGCAAUUUAUAAUGACUAGGUCAAAUAGCCUACCCGCUAUUCGGAUAUAGCAAAUCCGAUCUGAGACUGCUGAAAAAUGUUUUAUGCAUGGUAGUAUUUUGUCCUGUACCACAAAACCCACUCCAUUUUCAGAUCCGCUAUAGAAAAGAGUGAUAUUUUCUUUUUUGAUAUUCCCGUUAUUAGUCCACUUGAUCUCUUGUAUAGCUAAUAUAUCCAGUUUAUACUUGUUUUGCUCUUCGAGUACAUAUUUUAGAGCUCCAGGUUUGUUAAAAAUUCUUAUGUUCUAAGUUCCCAAAUUUAGUCCUUUUUCCGAUCCAGUUGUUUUCCAUGAUUGAUCCAGUUCCGAGGCUUGUUUGAUGAUUUCUUAACGAUGAAAUAUUUUAUGAGGUCGGGUUGUUAGCCCGACGCUCAACCCUCAACCUGGAGGACCAGACUACCCCAACUAGUUAAGGUAAGGGUAGGGCUACUGCAGUACACGUAUUAUAAGGUGCACUGGGCGAUGGGAGCGCCACUUUCCCUACACCAGCUAUGGAUUUAAAUUACAACUUUUAAAAUAUUUGCUUUGUUUUUUGUCUACAAUUAUAUCUAUAUUAUGUGGGAGUGUGAACAACUUUAAAAUAUGAUACCUGUUAUAUUAUAUUUUAUCAUUUACAUAAUAUACUAUUAUCUACUAUAUUUUAAUAAUAAAUUUUCAUUAUAAAAAUACAAUUUGUUAAGAAUUAUAGCUAUAAUGCACUUUACCAUACCCCACACAAAUUAAAAUUUUUUUUUGAACAUAUUUUAAUUUUUGCAGAAAUUAUUAUUUUGUAAGUUAUAGCAAUUUGAAAACUGUAUGUCACUAUAUAACAUUACACCUGUUUUUAAAAAACAUGUUUCAUUUUUUUUUUUUUUUGUUUUUUCCCUUGUGUCAUAUUAUAAUCAAUAACAGAAUUAGUAGAAUAUAGAAUAUAAGAGUUAUUUGUUGAUUGUUGUUUUAGUUUCAAAUUUAUAUUAGUUCAUAUCUUCUCUUUCAUUUUCAUCUAAACUAUUUGGGGUUAUCUACCCUCGUCCGAAACUUCCAUUUGACCUAAUUAUCCACCUAGUAUCCAUCUGGGGAGAUCUAUGUAGAUAAUCAUUUUUAAUUGUUUCUUCUCUGAAAACAGAUACUGCUGAUGAUGAUACCAUAGGACAUCAUCAAAAUAUAUAUAACGAGUUUCAUUAUCAUUGGAUAUGCCAUAUAGACUUUCUUCACCUAUUGUAGGUCUAUACACAAUUUCCCAUCUUAUUUUUGCAGUUAUGUUACCCAUUAUUAUUUUUAUGUCGUUUUGAGGAAAUGUAUCAUAUGUAUGUUCAAGUCCCUCAUAGAAGGGUCUCAAAUUAUUACUAGUUAAAAUAUAUACAAAUUAUUGCAAUUAUAAUUUCAAAAUUGUUUUAAUUUAAUUUUUUCAGUAUCCUGUAAUUGUGGCUAUGGGAAUAUUGAAAAAAGCUGCAGCUGAAGUAAAUAAAGAAUUUGGUCUUGAUGCUAAUAUUGCUGAUGCUAUAAGUAAGGCAGCCGAUGAAGUAAUUAGUGGAAAACUUUACAACGAAGGUCAUUUUCCUUUGGUCAUAUGGCAGACUGGGUCUGGUACACAGUCAAAUAUGAACACUAAUGAAGUAUGUAUAAUUGAAAUAAUUCAAGUAUAUAGGAUGUCACAAAUAACUUCAUAUUUGAUGGUAAUAUUAAUUGACAUUUAUUAUAGGUGAUUAGUAAUAGAGCUAUUGAGAUCUUGGGAGGAGAAUUGGGAUCUAAAAAACCAGUUCAUCCUAACGACCAUGUAAAUAAAAGUCAGAGUUCCAAUGACACAUUCCCAACAGCUAUGCAUAUUGCAGUUGCUAUGGAAUUAAAUAACUUGUUAUUGCCAGCACUAAAACAUCUACACAAAGAACUAGAUAAGAAAUCCAAAGAGUUCACUGGUAUAAUAAAAAUAGGACGAACACACACACAAGUAAGGAUAAUUGCAUUUAAAUGUGUACAGUACAAUCACAAAGUAAUCUGAAUUUAAAUUAGUUUUUGUAAGGGUUUUUGUUCACAUGUUGCACAAUUACAUAUUAUAUUUUCCUAUCCUAAAAUUUAUUUUAACUUGAAGUUUUUAAUAUUUACAUUCUAAAAAUGAUUUGAAGAUACCUAUUUAUUUUCAAUUUUUUUUUUAAAAAAAAAAACUACCUAAAUUAAAAUAAAUUAUUAUUUUAUAAGAAUUAUGUUAAAAUAAAAAAAAAAUAAGUUAAUUAUUUUUCAAAUAAAAUACUACAUAUUUUAUGCUAAUUUAUAAUUAAGAACUUACACAUGGGCUUGAAAUUAAAAUAUAGUAAUUAAACAUUUUAGAACUAUAAAACAUUGAUAGUAUAUAAUGGAAAAGGCAUAUUUUGUAUAGCAGUAUAUGUAGUGCGAGCGGGUCACUUAAUCAAAUAAAAAAGAGAAUGCAAUAACAUGCAAUAUCAAAAUAAUAUAUUUUUUUAUUGAGACAAAAGAAUAUAAUAAUAUAAAGUCUGAUAACCAAUAUGGCCCAUCAUUAUGUAUUAUCUAUGUUACUAAAUUGCAUAAUUAAAUCUAAAACCAAUGAUGACAAUAAUUAAUGAUAAAUAUAAGUUAUGUAGAAUACUUUAUACUACUGUAUGAUUAUUAUUGCAUAUAUUAAUAAUAUAGUAAAUCAUUGUUUAUUUAGGAUGCUACACCAUUGACUUUAGAACAAGAAUUCAGUGGAUACGUUAGACAGCUUUAUAAUGGUAUUAAAAGAGUUGAAAAUACUCUACCACAUCUUUACGAAUUGGGAUUGGGUGGUACAGCUGUUGGAACUGGCUUGAACACAAGAGUUGGGUUUGCUGAAAAGUGUGCUGAUAAGAUAAGCGAAUUAACUAAGUUGCCAUUUAAAAAAUCUCCAAAUUUCUUUGAAUCACUAGCUGCCCAUGACGCUAUGGUUGAAGUAUCAGGUGCAUUAAAUGUGCUUGCUUGCAGUUUAAUGAAGAUUGCUAAUGACAUAAGAUUCCUUGCAUCCGGACCUAGAAGUGGUCUUGGUGAAUUAUCACUACCAGAAAAUGAACCUGGGAGCAGUAUUAUGCCUGGUGCCUAUUUAUAAUGAACUUGGUUUUUACUAAUUAUAAUAUAUAUUAAAAUCUGAUUAUUGAAAUUUAGGUAAAGUAAAUCCUACUCAGUGUGAGGCAAUCACAAUGGUGUGUGCUCAGGUAAUGGGCAAUCAUGUAGCUGUAACAGUUGGGGGCAGUAAUGGUCAUUUUGAGCUAAAUGUUUUCAAACCUAUGAUUGUGUCUAAUGUACUGAGAUCUACUAGACUUUUGGCAGACAGCUGCAUGUCGUUUACAGACAAUUGUGUUGUUGGAAUCGAAGCUAAUAAAGACAGAAUUUCUCAUCUCUUAAAAAAUUCUCUUAUGUUGGUUACUGCAUUGAAUCCACAUAUUGGUUAUGAUAAAGUAAGUUAUAUAUCUAUUAAAUUAAAUUUCAAAUUUUCUUCAUUUCUAAAUGUUAAUUAACUUUGAUUUUAGGCUGCUAAAAUUGCUAAAACUGCCCAUAAAGAUGGAUCUACACUCAAAGAAUCUGCAUUAAAACUUGGAUAUUUAACUGAAGAAGAAUUUGAUAAAUGGGUCAAACCAGAAGAUAUGUUGGGACCAAAAUAA